Corticium candelabrum is the source of this 2148-nucleotide messenger RNA. Its product is annotated as xaa-Pro aminopeptidase 1-like. Gene Ontology annotation, molecular function: metalloaminopeptidase activity. The coding region runs from base 41 to 1888 and encodes 615 amino acids. The record is from RefSeq and is a predicted model, not a curated record. Lineage: Eukaryota; Metazoa; Porifera; Homoscleromorpha; Homosclerophorida; Plakinidae. The transcript is spliced from 17 exons.
UUACCCACCACACGCGACUGUGCACGUGUUAGACAAGGGAAUGGCUGGGAGUUCAACACAACAGUUGAAAGAGUUGAGAGCUUGCUUUAGUAACGUGGAGUUUGUUGAUCGGAAGUUGGAUGCAUACAUUGUCCCGUAUAAUGACGAACACCAGAGUGAAUAUUUGGCAGAAUGUGACAAGAGAGUCAAGUUUAUUUGUGGCUUCAGUGGAUCGAGUGCAACAGUCAUUGUAACACAUGAUGCUGCGUUUCUUUGGACUGAUGGUCGAUACUUCCUACAAGCAGAAUCCGAAAUUGACAAAAACUGGACUCUCAUGAAAGACGGACUGCCAGGAGUGCCAAAACCAGAUGAGUGGCUCACAAAAUCACUCAAAUCUGGUUCUACGGUUGGACUCCAUCCAUUUCUUGUCAGCAAGAAGCUCUACUUGAAAUAUGCAAAGGCAUUGAAAACCAACGGUAGCAGUCUAGUAGCCGUUGCGAGUUCUCAUCUGGUUGACGUUGUGUGGAAAAUGCAGCCACUCAGACCAACUAAUACAGUCGUUCCUUUGGGGUUGGAAUUUGCAGGAUCUUCAUGGCAAGACAAAGCUGCUUUAAUACGAACGAAACUCAAGGCAAACAAUUGCUUUGCGCUCGUACUUACUGCACUAGAUGAGAUUGCCUGGUUCUUCAAUUUACGUGGAUCGGAUAUUGAUUAUAAUCCGGUGUUUUUCUCAUAUGCAAUUGUUGGCCAUGAUUUUGUCAAUUUGUUUAUUGAUCCAAAGCAAGUGAGUGCUGAUGUUCAAUCUCAUUUGGGUUUGAAUGGGCCAUCGGGUCAAGUGAAAGUGUUUCCAUAUGAUCCGAGUGUUGUGCAAGAACAGAUUGCAGCUCUGAAAGGGAAAGGGAAAGUGUGGCUUAGCGAAAAAGCUAGUUUUGGUCUUCAUUCUCUACUUGAUCCUGAUCAUACAUUCACUGACGAUUCUCCGAUUCAACUUGCAAAAGCAGUGAAAAAUGCAACCGAAAUACAAGGAAUGAGAAAUGCUCAUAUUCGAGAUGCUGUUGCCUUGUGUGAGUACUUGCACUGGCUGGAGACUGUAGUUCCUGAUGGUGGAGUGGACGAGGUAUCAGUAGCAGACCAUCUGGAUCAAUUGAGAAGCAAACAGGCAGACUUCGUUAGCCUUAGUUUUCCAACUAUUUCUAGCACUGGUCCAAAUGGUGCUGUCAUUCACUACAGAGCAACAGAGAAAACGAAUCGGAAACUCUCAACUGAUGAGGUCUAUCUUGUUGACUCUGGUGCACAGUUCAAAGACGGCACAACAGAUGUUACACGUACCGUCCAUUUUGGCACGCCAACUAAGUUCCAGAGGGAAUGCUACACACGUGUACUGAAGGGUCACAUUGGAUUGGCAAUGGCAAUCUUUCCAAAUCAAACAAAAGGCCAUCAGUUGGAUGUGAUUGCUCGUCAAGCAUUAUGGAAUGUUGGUCUGGAUUACCUCCAUGGUACAGGCCAUGGAGUCGGUUCGUUCCUCAAUGUACACGAAGGUCCACAAUCAAUCAGUCCUAAAGCAGUAGAAGAUGCAGCAAUCAAAGAAGGAAUGAUCCUAUCAGACGAACCAGGCUACUAUGAAGACGGCUCAUUUGGAAUCAGGAUUGAGAAUUUAGUGCUUGUUGUACAAGCAAAUACAAGACACGACUUCAAGCAGAGAGGAUUCCUCACGUUCGAGGCUCUCACUCUCGUCCCCAUGCAAGCCAAGAUGAUUGAUAUCAACCUACUAACAGCCACCGAACUCGAGUGGCUGAACAGCUACCACACAACGUGCAGAGAGAAAGUCGGCGAGGAGCUGAAGAGGCAGGGAAAACAGGAUGUGCUCAAGUGGCUCGAACGAGAGACAUCUCUACUCACAAAGGCCUGAGACUUACACUCAAACUUGAUUAAAGGUUCAUAGAACGUCCAGUUCAUGACAGUCUGGUUGUGUACCACACCUUGACCAUUGAUGUCGUCAGUCGACUGCAUUUGGUUCAUACCUGUUGUAUACAAUACAGCAUUUCAUGUGUGUGUCUGUGUAUUGCUGUUGCUUGUCUGACUUUUUUAGUCGCGUCCGCAGCUCCUUUAGCUGGUCGUUCUUCUUGCUAAGCAUUUUCUUCAUGUUGGAAAACUGACUCGUCUCGGAGA